AACACCAUGUGAUUCCCCAUGAACCCAUGUCUUUCUCAUUACCGAUCAGACCCCAUCAAUUCCACCUUCACCACUCAUUCCAUAUCCCCCACUUAAUAAUUGAUGAACAUUAUUUCCUCUCUGCCCCUUACAUCUAUAUAUACAAGUAAGAUUAAGUUCAUUUCCAUUACCUACCUUCAACAUUCUCAAUCUUGCUUUCUAAGUUAUCUGGGAUCUUCCACUCCUUCCUUUUUCAAAGCAUACAUCUACUGUAAACAAAAAUGGCUAUCCGCUUGCCUCGUAUCAUAAGCUCUAAGAAAGUUCCCAAGGGCUACUUUGUAGUUUAUGUUGGAGAAAACCAGAGGAGGUUUGUGAUACCAGUGUCAUUCUUGAGCCAGCCUUUAUUUCAAGAUUUGCUAGGCAAGUCAGAAGAAGAGUUCGGAUAUAGUCAUCCUACCGGCGGUCUCACAAUUCCCUGCAAUGAAGAUAUUUUUCUUGAUGUUAGUUCUCGCUUGAAUCAAUUGUGAGAGAAUCAAUACAAAUCUGCCUAUACAAUUUUGUAAAGCAAAAAUGUCUAACACCAUGUAAACAUUUUUUCUCCAUCUUUUUUGCC
Molecule: messenger RNA, 592 nt
Organism: Gossypium arboreum
Lineage: Eukaryota; Viridiplantae; Streptophyta; Magnoliopsida; Malvales; Malvaceae
Product: auxin-induced protein X10A-like
Exons: 1
Coding region: 261-506 (81 amino acids)
Biological process (GO): response to auxin
Source: RefSeq, a predicted model, not a curated record